Callorhinchus milii (elephant shark) is the source of this 2077-nucleotide messenger RNA. It is a transcript of the gene ptpn11b, whose product is annotated as protein tyrosine phosphatase non-receptor type 11b. Gene Ontology annotation, biological process: protein dephosphorylation. Gene Ontology annotation, molecular function: protein tyrosine phosphatase activity. The record is from RefSeq and is a predicted model, not a curated record. Lineage: Eukaryota; Metazoa; Chordata; Chondrichthyes; Chimaeriformes; Callorhinchidae.
GCGGUCAGUCCAAGUCCAAGUCCAAGUCCAGUCAGUCAGCAGCCGAGCUCUCCCCCGGCCUUCACCCUCCGCCUCCCCCUCAACACCACCGCCGGCGUCCGUCCCUCCCUCCCCGUCGCCGGACUCCUUCAAACCGCAAUGACAUCCCGGAGGUGGUUCCACCCCAAUAUCACUGGGAUUGAAGCGGAGCAGCUGUUAUUGACCAGAGGGGUUCAUGGGAGUUUCCUAGCUCGACCUAGUAAAAGUAAUCCUGGGGACUUCACUUUAUCAGUCAGGCGUAUCAAUGAAGUGACGCAUAUCAAAAUCCAAAACACUGGCGACUAUUAUGACUUGUAUGGAGGAGAGAAGUUUGCUACAUUGGCGGAAUUAGUUCAGUAUUACACAGAGCAGCAAGGUUUACUACGAGAAAAGAAUGGAGACAAAAUUGAAUUAAAGUAUCCUCUGAACUGCAAGGACCCCACAUCUGAAAGGUGGUAUCAUGGACAUCUGUCAGGGAAAGAUGCGGAAAAACUCCUAACAGAUAAAGGAAAACCUGGGAGUUUCCUUGUACGUGAAAGUCUCAGCAAACCAGGUGAUUUUGUCCUGUCAGUGUUAACGAAUGAAGAAAAGUUUGAAAAUGGAGACCGAAAAGCAAAGGUUACACAUGUGAUGAUUCGAUGUCAGGAUGCAAAGUAUGAUGUUGGUGGAGGUGAGAGGUUUGACACACUUACAGACCUUGUGGAGCACUACAAGAAAAACCCAAUGGUAGAAGUCUCAGGAAUUGUAGUGCACCUUAAACAGCCAUUUAAUGCCACAAGGAUAAAUGCUGCAAACAUAGAAAAUCGUGUGAAGGAGCUAAAUAAGACAGCAGACAACACCGAAAAGGCAAAGCAAGGCUUUUGGGAGGAAUUUGAGCUGCUCCAGCAACAAGAAUAUAAACUGUUAUACAGUAGAAAGGAGGGACAGAGAGCAGAAAACAAAAGCAAGAACAGAUACAAGAAUAUUUUGCCUUUUGACAAUACUCGAGUCACGCUGAAGGAAAUUGAUGAGACAACAUUAGGUUCAGAUUAUAUCAAUGCUAAUUAUAUCACAAAUGGAGAAAGUGGGGAUGACUGCAAAGAAUAUAUUGCCACCCAAGGCUGCCUCCAGAACACCAUCAAUGAUUUUUGGAAAAUGGUUUAUCAGGAAAAUACCCAUGUUAUUGUAAUGACAACUAAAGAAGUGGAAAGAGGAAGGAACAAAUGUUUCCGCUAUUGGCCAGAUGAAGAAGCAUCAAAAGACUACGGCGCAAUAUUAGUACGAAAUUUGGAAGAACGUAGGGCACAGGAUUACAUUGUACGGGAACUGGAGGUUAUACAAACUGAUCGGAAUGAACCAUCUAGGCACAUAUGGCAUUAUCAGUAUCUCAGCUGGCCAGACCACGGGGUACCCAAUGAACCAGGAGGAGUGCUGAGUUUUCUGGACCAAGUAAACCGAACACAACAAAGCAUUCCAGAUACAGGCCCUAUUAUAGUGCACUGCAGUGCUGGAAUUGGAAGAACAGGAACCAUAAUUGUUGUAGACAUCCUAGUCAAUGACAUUAGCAGACAAGGUUUGGACUGUGACAUAGACGUCCCUAAAACCAUUCAAAUGGUUCGAAAGCAGAGGUCAGGAAUGGUACAAACGGAAGCUCAGUAUAAGUUCAUAUAUAUGGCUGUACAGCAGUAUAGAACUGUUCAAAAAAGACUAGUGGAAGAACAAAAAAACAAAACUGAGAGAGAAUAUUCAAAUAUCCGUUACCUACCUAUAGAGAAGUCUAAAUCCAAAGCACACACCGCCACAUCUCGGACAUCCUCAAUGUUGAAAGAAGACGCCUGUCUUUAUGAGAAUUUAAACAUCAAAAAUCCCAUCGUCAGGAAGCAGCAACACAAAGAGAUGAAGGCACCAAGUGUAGAACAAUUGAAUUUAUUUCUGUUUACAUACAGCUCCUGCCUGCAUCUACAAUGAGAAUUGUUCUAUUCCAAUUUACCCUUGGAUCCCAGUGAAGCAUAAUUCUACAAAUCAGAUGCCUAAAGAAAAUGCCUUAUAAAGACUCUAAUUUAUUAAUAAGAAAAAUAUA